AUGUCCAAACCUUCUAGUGUUCAUAUCGAGGCCUCAGAUGGUGGCAUUAAUCAAAGAGAAGAUGCCGGUAUAAAAGAGGCACAAUGGUCUGCAGAGAUCGAUCCAGCUCUCCUGCAGAAAGUCAUUCGCAAAAUCGAUAUGCUCGUUAUUCCAUUUGUUUGCAUCACGUAUUUGAUCACUUAUAUCGAUAAAGCUAUGCUAGGGUAUUCCGCCGUGUUCGGUUUGAAGGAAUCUUUGAACCUCAAGGGAACAGAGUAUAGCUGGCUUGGGAGCAUGUUCUAUUUUGGCUAUCUUGCUUUUGAAUAUCCAACCGCAUUCGCCAUGCAGAAACUUCCCGUCUCUAAAUGGCUUUCAGGAAAUAUCAUACUCUGGGGUGGAAUAACAAUGGCCUUGGCAGGUUGCAGUCACUUUGAUUCCUUUCUGGGAUUGCGCUUCUUUCUAGGUGCUCUAGAGUCAUGCUCCACGCCAGCCUACCUUCUCAUCACAGCAACAUGGUACACGGUCGAAGAACAGCCAAUUCGAAUCGGUUGGUGGUCAACCUUUCUAGGAAUUGCAAACUCCUUUGGGGGUCUUUUGGCCUUUGCUAUUGGCCACAUAGAUGGCUCACUGGCAUCUUGGCAAUAUCAAUUCAUCAUCAUCGGCGCCAUAUCUUCAGCUUGGGGUAUCUUUAUGUUUUUCAACUUGGCUGAGAAUCCAUCAUCUGCUCGCUGGCUAAACAACGAGGAGAAGGAGAUCGCAAUCCGUCGGUUGGGACCUAGACACCACGGAGGCAACAUUAGCGAAAUCAAAAGGUAUCAGCUCGUAGAAGCAGUUGCCGACCCAAAGACAUGGAUAUUCUUCCUCUGUGGAGUCUGCACUCAGGUGGUAAAUGGAGCGGCGAGUAACUUUGGAAGCUUAAUUAUCCAAGGAUUUGGCUAUUCGAAUCUUGUGGCCACCCUAUUCCAAAUACCCUACGGAAUGGUGAUUUUGGUUUCUAACGUGUCGGCGAUGUACAUCCAACGAUGGCUUCCUGGGCAAAAGAGGUGCCUCGUCGGUGCUCUUUACCUGACCAGUACAUAUACUGCGUCUUUCGCGAUGAUCAUGUCUCUAAUCACAGCCAAUACCGGUGGCUCCACUAAACGCACAGUGGUCAAUGCUAUUUUCUUCAUUGCAUAUUGUGUCGGUAAUAUUAUUGGACCUUUCGCCUUCAAAAGUGAUGAGGCUCCUCAAUACACCUCUGGCAUUGUGGCUAUGCUGGCUGCCUAUGUUGUGGAAAUAUUUCUGCUGUUGAGCUUUGCAGUUUAUAUGAGAAGGCUGAAUAGUGACAAGGAUAAGACUCUUGAAAGAGAAGGUUGGAGUCUUGAUAGAAGUGGGCUACAACAACUUGGAGGCUCAGUGGCCGAUCAAACGGAUAAGGAAGAUGUCCAUUUCAGAUAUUCCUACUGA
Penicillium arizonense is the source of this 1425-nucleotide messenger RNA. RefSeq lists its product as uncharacterized. The transcript has 5 exons. Gene Ontology annotation, biological process: transmembrane transport. Gene Ontology annotation, molecular function: transmembrane transporter activity. Gene Ontology annotation, cellular component: membrane. The record is from RefSeq and is a predicted model, not a curated record. The coding region runs from base 1 to 1425 and encodes 474 amino acids. Lineage: Eukaryota; Fungi; Ascomycota; Eurotiomycetes; Eurotiales; Aspergillaceae.